Molecule: messenger RNA, 1020 nt
Organism: Coniosporium apollinis CBS 100218
Lineage: Eukaryota; Fungi; Ascomycota; Dothideomycetes
Exons: 3
Coding region: 1-1020 (339 amino acids)
Biological process (GO): negative regulation of septation initiation signaling; activation of GTPase activity
Cellular component (GO): mitotic spindle pole body
Molecular function (GO): GTPase activator activity
Source: RefSeq, a predicted model, not a curated record
AUGCCAAACCUGGACCUUCUCCUCCUCAAGGGGCCCUCGUCGGGCAACAUUGCGCAGAGCCUUGAUGACCUCCGCUACACGAUCUUGACUACCGGAGUCCCGGCAAACAGCGAUGGCAUGUCUGAGCUCCGCAUCUACAUCUGGCUCAUUCUCCUCAACGCGCCCCCCAUCCGCUCAGAAAUCUACCUCGACCUCGUCCGACAAGGCGCCUCACCCGCCUACGCCAAGAUCCGCAAUGACACCUUCCGCACGCUCGCGACCGACCCUCUCUUCCGGCGGCGCGUAACCGAGAACAGCCUGACACGGGUCCUAAACGCCGUAGCCUGGAAACUGCACGAUGCGCACGAGGCGCGCGUGAACGGGUGGAUGUCACCGCCGACACUCUCGAUGCACAACGGCGACUUCGGCGGCAGCCCGGACGUGUCGCUGCGGUCGCGGAGCUCGCUGGCCGGAACAGUCACCGAGGGCAGCGAGGCCGGCGCAGGCGCGCACGAGACCAUGGUUGGGUACGUGCAGGGGAUGAACGUGCUGGCGGCGCCGUUCCUGUACGCCGCGCGCAGCGAGACGGAGGCGUUCGUCGCGUUCGAGCGCUUCAUCACGCGCGAGGUGCCGGGGUACGUGCGGGGGAGUAUGGACGGCGUGCACAAGGGGCUUGCGCUCGUAGAUGCUGUGCUUGAGAUUGUGGACCCCAAGCUGUCGAAGCAUCUGUUGGGCAAGGGGAUGAAGGCAGAGAUAUAUGCUUUUGCGUCGGUGCUAACUAUGUGUGCGUGUACGCCGCCGCUGCCGGAGGUCCUGCUGUUAUGGGACUUUUUGCUGGCGUACGGGAGCCACUUGAAUAUUCUGUGCAUUGUGGCCCAGUUGGUUCUCAUCCGGGACCAGAUCUUGGGCAGCCCUAGUCCGAAUCAAGUACUCCGCCAGCUGCCGCCCCUGCAGGCUUCGAAGGUCUCUGCAAUUGCGCUGACGUUUGUGCCGAAGAUACCGGAAGAUGUCUAUGAGCAGAUCGUCAAUCAUGCCAAGUGA